AACUAAGGGUGGGUCCACUGCCCCCAGUUUCUCUCUGCUUCCUGUCAGCUGUGUGGUGACGGCUGCGGUCCCCAAACAGACAAGAUGGCAUCAAAGGCACUGUGUAAAGUGGGAGAUAGGGGGGAGGCCAUGCUGAAGAAGGAAAACCUCAAUGUUCUGAAUGCACUCUAUCAAAUGUCGAAGCCUUUUCCAAACCCCAAGUCUAUGAACAGGACUGUCACUACCAAAGGACUCCCACUUUCCACGAGAGGCAGUUUGGUUAACUUCUUGGAGGAAGAUCCCAUCAAUCUACCGAAGCCGAUGCCAGUGGAGGAUUCUGAAUGCAGCUCUGACGACACCAGCAUCUCCCCACUCUCAUCCACCUUGUUGAAUCCCAUCAAACUGGCUGUGACCCAGCCCAACAGCAGCUUCUUUGCAGGGAUGCUAGAGGGGGAGCUGAACAAACUCAACCUCUCCUCGAUGGGCAACGACACACACAAGAGGAACCUGGCUCUCUGCCCCCGUCCAUCGAAGUCCCAAAUAGUCCCUGGGGGCCUGCUGGACCUUGACAACCCUGAGCUGGACACAGACACCUCCUCAACACCCUCAGAGUCCUCUGUGGUCAUGGAUGUGCCGGAGGCGCCCUUCAUCUGCGAACACACAGUCAGCGACUCCACGGCUGUGAUUUCCUGGACGUAUUCCCUGGGCAAGCAGCAGGUCAGUUUCUACCAGGUCCUGUUGCAGGAGGUGGUCAAGACAAAAGACAAUGAGCCGCCCAAGACAAAGAAUCGCCCGUGGAUCUUCAACAAGAUCUUGGGCACUACUGUCAAGCUGAUGGAGCUGAAGCCUAACACGAGUUACUGCCUCACCGUCCGUGCGGCCAACACAGCCGGGGUGGGGAAGUGGUGCAAGCCCUACAAAUUUGCAACCGUGGCCACUGACUUGAACAGCUUCCCCGAGAACAACCCCAUCCAGAUCACCGUGCAGCGCAAGGAACCCCAGCGGAAAACCGUCUCCAUCGGGUUGGAGGAGAUGCGGAAGCUGGAAGAUCUGGAAUACCUAUUUCCCUACUAAGGAGGGCCCUGGGAAGCCCCUCACCUAUCUUCAGCUUCAGCCUCAGCCCAGGGCUCUCAGGAACCAGAAUCGUGAGAUUUACCACCAGCACCAUGCCAGGGAACUGCUGACCACCCUGCCCGGAGCCUGGUGGCGAUGCUCCCAAAUCUACACUCCUGGGCCCGGGCCUAGGCUAGAUAGGAGCUCCAUUCACCUGGAGACGCCACAGGCCAGGUCAGGUCAGCUACUGUCUACAGCUGCUCGGCAUCCUCCUCCCCAGAUCUGGGCUGGGUCCAGUCCCUUAUUAAAGCACUGCAGGUCACCCAGCAUACCGAAUUGUGCUUUGUGUUGACAGCCGGGCUGGCUGCCAUUCACCUUCCUAGCUUCUGCCAGGACCGAGAGUCUGGGUCGGGGGCUGGGGGGAUAUGGAACAUAUCCCCCUUUCCCUGGGGGAGGAAGAAAUGUUAAAGACUAAAACGCACAUACACUGGGAUAAACAGCAACACUGGACAGAGGUGGUGGCAGCUCGUCGAUUGUCAACAAGCUCUGGAAGGACGUGGCGCAAAGUGCACAGGUUAUGGGGCAGGGUCUGCUCUAAUCCUAGUUUUUCCUGGAUGUGAGGGCACAGACAAACCAUCUAAGAUUCCUGGGCUGUUUAGGGAGGUGAGAACCCUACGGGCAGGACAGUAGGGGGUCCCAUGAGGAUCACGUGAGCACAUAGAACAAGUGCACAGGGUAGGAACUCCACCACUGGUGGCCCCCUUUGCCCUUCCUGCAGCCUCCCUGCAGAGACACACAAGGUGGAGACGGAGCACAUCCAGAUGAUGUGCAAAAUCACAAAGGCAUGGUGGGCGGGGGAUAAGAGGUUAGAAAUGCCGUGGCCUUGAGCAGUCCGUACAAGAAUCGAACUGCCGGAGCAUUGAAACGGGACAAAGCAAAGGCAGGAUGCAUGGGAGGCAAGACUUUGUUCAAGCAUUUGAGGACAUCUGGUGGGGAUUCCUUUCACUGUGUGACAGUCCUUAUGGGGCAGAGAACCAUCCUCCCAUGUCACAUCACACCCACUUCUGCUAGAGCCCUCACCACUGCACGCUGUUAGAGGGAGCCCCCUGGGACAGCGGUCACCUUCUGCUCUGUACCCUGAGAGCCCGGCACAGUGCUCAGUGCACUGCAGGAGCUCAGGAAGUGUGUUGUGUGAGAGAGGGGCGGACAAAAGAAGCCCUAGAACAACACUGGCCCGCACAACUCCAUGGGCUGGUGAAGGUGUUCUCCAUCUGUGCCGUCCGGUGCAGUGAGUAGCCUUCAGCUAGCAUCACAGAACUGCACUUCUAACCAUGUGGAAUUCUGGUAAACACAGCCACAUGUCGCUAGCAUCUGCCACACUGGACAGCACAAGCUCACAUCAUCCUCUGGCCACUAUCCUAUGGCUUCCACCGGCGCCCCCAGCCACAAUGAGCCUCUCCCUCGUAGGCACAAGAGAAAGAGAAGAAAGGCCACCUCCCAGUCAGUAUGGCUUUGGUAUAGCCCGGAGGGAAGGGUUAGACAGACUGACUCAGCACAGCCCUUGGGUGAGCCUUGGGGACAAGGAAUUAACCCGAACACACAAAAUAGAAGUUAUUUAUUUGGUCACAGGA
This is a messenger RNA of Acinonyx jubatus (cheetah), 2663 nucleotides long. RefSeq names its product fibronectin type III domain containing 8 (gene FNDC8). Bases 85 to 1053 code for a protein of 322 amino acids. Gene Ontology annotation, molecular function: protein binding. NCBI's taxonomy places the organism in Eukaryota, Metazoa, Chordata, Mammalia, Carnivora, Felidae. The transcript has 4 exons. Gene Ontology annotation, cellular component: nucleus. The record is from RefSeq and is a predicted model, not a curated record.